AUGAUUGAUUGCGGCUCGUCCCCACGCCGCACCAUACCGUACGCAAGCACCUCAUCACACCGUACGGAGUACGCCAGCACCCCAUCACGCCGAACGCCUGCACCCCAUCGCGCCGUACGCCAGCACCCCAUCACGCCGUACGCCAGCACCCCAUCACACCGUACUUGUGCCAGCACCCCAUCAUACCGUACGCAAGCACCCCCAUCGUACUGUGCGCAAGUACCCCCCAUCGUACCGUACGCAAGCACCCCCAUCGCACCGUACGCAAGCACCCCCCCCCUCCCAUCAUACCGUGCGCACCCCAUCCUGCCGUACAGCACCGCCCAAGGAGGCACCGUACGGCACCGUACGGCACCGUGCCAUGCCAUGCCAUACUGUACCAUGCCAUACUGUACCGUACCGUGCCAUACUGUACCGUACCGUGCCAUGCCAUCCAUGCCAUGCCGUACCUACCAAACCGUGCCAUGCCUACCUGCUGUCGCCGCAUCCUCCUCCUGUCUCAUCCCAUCGUCGUGCCCCAACCUCCGCUGCCUCGUCGGCGCCCACGUCCAACGCUACCUGCCGGUGAUUGAUGGUGCAUCGUCCUGUUUGAUCCUUGACCUUCAUGCAGUGGCCCCCCUCGCCGUCCGGCGCUGCGCUGUACCAUUCGCCCGCCUCGCCGUCGUCCUUGCCCUCUUCCGUCGUCACAUCGCCCGCCGCUGGCCCGGUCGGACUGGCCUGGCCUGGGCUGGCCUGGACGCUCGACCGCUCGACCGCUCGACCCUCGUCGGACCCUCGCUGGAGCCUCCCUCGUCGGGCUCGACUGCGCCGAGCUGCCCUGGACCGCACUGGACUGCGCCGGACCGCGCUGGACCGACUGCGCUGCGCUGCCUGUCCGUGACCGACGUCGCCGUGAGCCCCGUCGGAUCGUCACUUGUCCGUCCUCCAUCCACCACCUGGCCCUCCACCCCGCCGCUCCUCUUUUGCCUGCCGAGGAGCGCCUUCACCACUCGUCUCCCUCGCCGUCGUCUCCCUCACCGUCGAUUUCUCUUCUCCUCGUCAUCUGUUCCGUUCCUGCCGUUCCUGCCGUCCCUGCACUCGUUGCUCUCGGCUCCCUUGGCGCCUGCCCGUCGCCGCCGUCUUCUUGGCCGAGGCAAGAGCGCCCCCCGGACAUGUGUUGGUCCUUGCCGUGAAUCGACCGCUCGACGACGAUCCGAUCCGAACCGAUCCAACCCACCGCCCUCGUCCCUCGCCGCUACACGUUGCCGCCGCCGCCGCCGACAAGCAGUCUCGUCUGCCUCGCCUCCACGCACUCGCCUUGGACGACGAUCGAAUCCGAGUUGCAGCCACGGCUCUGGUUGGAUUUCCCUCCUUCGCUCCUCUCCUCUCCUCCCCCCUCCACUUCUCUCCUCUCCUCUCCUCUCCUCUCCUCUCCUCUCCUCUCCUCUCCUCUCCUCUCCUCUCCUCUCCUCUCCUCUCCUCUCCUCUCCUCUCCUCUCCUCUCCUCUCCUCUCCUCUCCUCUCCUCUCAUCUCCUCACCUCGCCUCGCCUCGCCUCUCCUCUCCGCUCCUCUCCGUUCCUCUCCGUUUCUCCGAACCUUGA
Messenger RNA from Drechmeria coniospora, 1581 nucleotides. RefSeq lists its product as uncharacterized. The transcript has a single exon. Bases 1 to 1581 code for a protein of 526 amino acids. Lineage: Eukaryota; Fungi; Ascomycota; Sordariomycetes; Hypocreales; Ophiocordycipitaceae. The record is from RefSeq and is a predicted model, not a curated record.